Messenger RNA from Pomacea canaliculata, 1677 nucleotides. RefSeq names its product arylsulfatase J-like. The record is from RefSeq and is a predicted model, not a curated record. The coding region runs from base 50 to 1276 and encodes 408 amino acids. The transcript is spliced from 3 exons. Lineage: Eukaryota; Metazoa; Mollusca; Gastropoda; Architaenioglossa; Ampullariidae.
CUGGAACUCCUUUUGGAUGAGCCAGAUCGAUACGAGUCUUUGAUCUAACAUGCAACUGCAAGCGUUUCUCGUCUUCAUGGUAUCCUCGUCAUUAACAACAGCCUCGAUUCCCCAUAUCCUGUUGAUCGUCGUCGACGAUUUGGGCUAUUCCGACGUCGGGUGGAAAGAUCCUGAGAUGUACACCCCGAACAUAGACCGCCUGAGGGCGAACGGGGUGGAGCUGACCAACGCGUAUGCAGGGCCGUCAUGCACCCCUUCCAGAACUGCAUUCAUGACGGGUAUCUACCCGUACCGCAUGGGCAUUCAAGACGAUGGAUUUCGAGGUAUUAUGAACAUUUCCGUGCCCCUUGACAAGAAGAUGUUGCCGCAGAGUAUGAAGGAGCUCGGUUACGCCACGCACAUGGUGGGCAAGUGGCACCUGGGAUUUUGUCGUCCGGAAAUGACACCUAUUGGCAGAGGGUUCGACACCUUCUACGGUAUGUACCACGGCGCCUCAGACCAUUUUUACCAUAAUAGUAGUUGGAACGGCUAUGACCUCUCCUUCAACAACACACCUGCGUGGUCCGCCAAUGGCACCUAUUCCACAUACCUACACACUCAGAGAACCAUCGACAUUUUACAGACCCACAAUCUAUCCCAGCCUCUCUUCCUCUACCUGGCUUAUCAAGCCAUACACGAGCCAUUGCAGGUGCCUGAACACUACGUCAACACAUUUUGCUCACACGUCAUCACGUCAGAAGACCGGAAGACGCGUUGUGGGAUUGCAGCGGCCAUGGACGAGGGCAUCGGUAACAUCACGCGCGAGCUGGAAGACCGGGGCUACAUGGACAACCUGCUCAUCGUCUUCACCUCGGACAACGGCGGGCCCGUCAACGUAGCCUCCAGCAACUGGCCGUUGAGGGGGGGCAAAAAGACUCUGUGGGAAGGAGGAACCAAAGUCUUGAGUUUCCUCUACAGCAAGACACUGCUGAAUGGCAACACAUCCUACAGUGGAAUUGUGCACGCCGUUGAUUGGCACCCGACUCUGCAACGAGUAGCUGGUGGUAAAGGAACCAUUCCGGGUAUAGACGGCCUUAAUCUCUGGGAAAGCAUCUCCACCAAUGGAGCAAGUCCACGGCAGGAAUUUGUCUACAACCUCAGUGACACCACAAAUCGUUCUGCAAUCCGUUUCAAAAAUUACAAGCUGACAUGGAACAGGCCAGGAUCACCCACUCUGUGUACUAACCUUUUUCGUUCUUCCAAUCCUUGUGUGUGUGUGUCUCUGUUAUUUGAAUAACAUACUUGUGAACCUUACUGUAUUCUGUAGCCGGCUGGUACAAUCCUCCACCUGGUGUAGACGCCCCUCCUUCGUCAAAUUACUCCAAGGUGUACUUGCUGUUUGACCUCGCCGCUGACCCCACGGAGACGACGGACAUCAGCAAUCGGUCAAACGUGAAGAGUGUCCUCACGUACAUGAAGAACAAACUGUUGGACCUCAGGCUCAACAUGCCACCUUCCCUGCACCCGACCACACUGGAUGCUGGGAAACCGCAGAACUGGGGUGGGGCCUGGACAACCGGAUGGUGCUGACCAUGAGGACUUACUGCAGUCCUACGCAUGUUCCCGUGGCAGCACCACUCGCAUGUGGAAUCUGAUAGACUUCUGAAAAUGAAAUAAAAGUUCAAAUAAAAUAUUUGU